AUGGCGGAUCGGGUAGACAUGCAAUAUAUACAAAGAAUUCUUAAAACUCACCAUAGGCGCAAUCAUACGAAAUUCACAAGGGAGCAAUUAAAAAGUCUCAUCAACGUCUUCAACUAUGAACCCUACCCAAACUACACUACUAGACAGAAGCUUGCUUUAGAAAUCAAUAUGGAAGAGUCUAGAAUCCAGAUUUGGUUUCAGAAUCGGAGAGCUAGACACCUAUUUGAGAAAAGAUCAAAACCUAAUGAGGCAUUAAAAUCCAGCCAAGAACGUAGGCAAGAUAACCCUGAAGAAAGAAGUCAAGUCAGACGUUGUCAUACCUACUAUAACACAUCUCAAUUGUGCACCUUAAAGAAGGCGUUUAAGAACAACCCGUAUCCUGGGAUUGAAUGUAGAGAACAACUUGCUAAAGAAAUCGGCGUUCCAGAAUUAAGAAUCCAAGUUUGGUUUCAAAAUCGCAUAUCUAGAUUACUUUCCCAGGUUAAAGAAGAUCCUGAAGAGACCACAGACAGUGAGACCGAGAAACAAGAGAGCCGGGUUUUGAAGCCACACGAGAUGAGGUGA
Messenger RNA from Chrysochloris asiatica (Cape golden mole), 564 nucleotides. Its product is annotated as double homeobox protein A-like. Gene Ontology annotation, molecular function: DNA binding. The coding region runs from base 1 to 564 and encodes 187 amino acids. NCBI's taxonomy places the organism in Eukaryota, Metazoa, Chordata, Mammalia, Afrosoricida, Chrysochloridae. The record is from RefSeq and is a predicted model, not a curated record. The transcript has 3 exons.